Messenger RNA from Cornus florida, 1408 nucleotides. RefSeq names its product polyubiquitin 11-like. Gene Ontology annotation, biological process: protein ubiquitination; modification-dependent protein catabolic process. Gene Ontology annotation, cellular component: nucleus; cytoplasm. The transcript has 6 exons. The record is from RefSeq and is a predicted model, not a curated record. Lineage: Eukaryota; Viridiplantae; Streptophyta; Magnoliopsida; Cornales; Cornaceae. Gene Ontology annotation, molecular function: protein tag activity; ubiquitin protein ligase binding. Bases 164 to 1144 code for a protein of 326 amino acids.
UGCAACCAUUGUGAAAGCCAAGAUCCAAGACAAGGAAGGAAUUCCUCCGGAUCAGCAGCGGCUGAUUUUCGCCGGCAAACAGCUUGAGGACGGCCGGACUCUCGCCGAUUACAAUAGCCAGAAGGAGUCGACUCUCCAUCUGGUUCUCAGGCUUCGAGGAGGUAUGCAGAUUUUUUUCAAAACCCUAACCGGCAAGACCAUCACGCUCGAGGUUGAAAGCUCCGACACAAUUGACAAUGUGAAAGCUAAGAUCCAAGACAAGGAAGGGAUCCCUCCUGAUCAACAGCGUUUGAUUUUCGCCGGAAAGCAGCUCGAGGAUGGUCGGACUCUGGCCGAUUACAACAUACAGAAGGAGUCCACCCUCCAUUUGGUUCUGAGGCUUCGCGGUGGGAUGCAGAUCUUUGUAAAGACUCUGACAGGAAAGACAAUUACUUGGGAAGUGGAGAGCUCGGACACCAUUGAUAACGUGAAGCCCAAAAUCCAAGACAAGGAGGGCAUUCCUCCGGACCAACAGAGAUUGAUCUUUGCUGGUAAGCAGCUCGAGGACGGGAGGACUCUUGCGGACUACAACAUUCAGAAGGAGUCUACGCUGCAUUCGGUGUUGAGGCUUAGGGGAGGAAUGCAGAUAUUUGUUAAGACAUUGACUGGGAAGACCAUCACAUUGGAGGUGGAAAGUUCGGUUACAAUUGAUAAUGUCAAGGCUAAGAUUCAGGACAAGGAGGGUAUUCCAAUGGAUCAGCAGAGAUUGAUCUUUGAUGGCAAGCAGCUCGAGGAUGGGUGCACUCUUGCUGAUUACAACAUACAGAAGGAGUCAACCUUUCACCUUGUCUAUGAUGAUUCUAAGAGAGAAAACGUUGAUCAGUCAGGAGUUCACUGUCAAAUUGUUCAAGAAAGCGGAGCAGAUGAGUGUCAUGCUCCAGACUUCCCCCCACCCACUGAUUUGGAUCGGCCAAUCACCACACUUGAGGAGAAGCAACGAUCUGAUGUUACAGCCUACCACCCCGCCUAUUUACCAAUUCAAGCCUUCCACCCUCCAUCCUCUGGUUUGGGUUGUCCACUAAAACUCAAGGACAAACCCAUUGUGUUGGAGAUGGUCGCUGGCCAUUCACACUCACCAAUUCAGCGUUUCAAUGACAAUCGUUAAUGCUGAGGUGUUCCACGGAAUCCAGUCAAAGCGUCAAUCUUGAACGUGCUUAAUCAGGUGAUUCGAGAUUGCAUGAAGGGGAUGAAGGGGACUGACUGUGUAAAGGUGGUUUGUGAAUAUCCUAAAACUGUGUGUAAACAAGUAAUGAUGUUACGAAUGUCUAGAAUGAAAUGUUCUCAUAUAUGUUUUUUUAAGUAACAAAGUGAAUGGGAGUUGUGGGUGCAUGUAAUUGAAUAUGAUUGAUCCAGUGUUCAUCUGAAUAGU